CCCUGGGACACAAGACAAGAAGCCAGGAUUGGCAUACGAGGCAGAUAAGAAGAGCUCCUGAGAGCUGUAAUAGCUCAUCAUGGACAGUAGGACGCUCUUGCUCCUUGUGCUGUUCGCCAGCAGUUGCAUCUUAGCCCAGGAAGAUGGGACGGAAAGCCAGAAUCCUAGCUGUUCGAGAGAUGCAAUCAAAUUCAGACAUCUUAGGAAAUAUACAUAUAAUUAUGAGACUACCACAUCCAGUGGGGUGAGCGGUACGGCCGAUUCACAGAGUGGGACCAAGUUUAACUGCAAGGUAGAGCUAGAAGUGCCGCAACCAUGUAACUUCAUCCUGAGGAUAAAGCAGUGCACCCUGCGAGAGGUGUACGGAGUAAGCUCCGAAGGCAAAGCCCUCUACAAGAAGGCGAAGAACUCUGAAGACUUCUCCACUGCUAUGUCCAAGUAUGACGUCAACUUCAGCGUUCAGGACGGGAAACAGGUCAUUUUGUAUCCUAAAGAGGAGGAACCUGUAAAUACCCUGAAUAUUAAGAGAGGCAUCAUCUCAGCUCUUCUGGUACCAGAUGACACACAGGAGACCGGUGGCAUGGAUACUGUGUAUGGAAAAUGUAAAAGCGAAAUCAGCGUAGGAAAGAAAGGAGGCUCCGAAGUUACCGUCAGCACAAACCUGAAGACAUGCGACCAGUUCACACCAAACAGAGACUACGUCAGCCCUGUCGCAAUCUUUAAAGGACUGAAUAUCCCAUUGUCCACGCUGGUCAGCAGCAGCCAGUCUUGUCAGUACAACCUCGAAACAAAAAGAAGACAUGUGACGGAAGCAUCCUGCACGGAAACUCAUCUCUUCCUUCCCUUCUCACAUAAGAAUCAGUAUGGCAUGAUGGCAAAAGUGACCCAGACCUUGAAGCUGGAAGACUCCUCAAAGACCAACAACAGAGAGUUUGCUGAUUCCAAGUUUGUAAAAGGCCUGGCCCUGGAGGCUGCAGAGUCUUCUUCUUCCAGUGAAGAUGCUGUCUUGGAAAACCUUAUGGAGCUUCAAAAAGCAUCAUCAUCCUCCGAGCUGAACCAGCAGAGAGCAAACACGUUCCGCAAACUUGUCAGCGCACUGCAGACCCUGAACAACGAGACCCUUGGCCCCCUCGUCCCAAGACUGAUGCAGCUGUCAAGCCCUAUCGCACUGCAAGCCCUGACCCAGUGUGGGACUCCUGAAUGUUUUGGAGCUAUCCUUCAGGUGCUGCGCUCCGGAGGUGUGUCACCUGUACUGAGCGACACCGUCACCUACGCACUUGGACUUUUGCCGUCGCCGUGCACCAAGCGUCUUCGCGAGCUUCUGAACAUGGCCCAGUACAUGCAAAGCAGAGCUUCGUUCUAUGCCUUGAGCCACGCUGUCAACAACUUCUAUGAAGACAGAAGCACCAUCACUCCGGAGUUACGGGAUACGGCCGACUUCAUGUCCUCCCUCAUUGACAAUGAAUGUACCGGAGACCAAGACAAAACCUUCCUGACUCUUAAGGCAAUUGGAAUUAUGGGCAAUGUUUUGGAAGCGGCCAAUCCACAGAUCAAGUCAUCCAUUUUGAAAUGUGUCAGGAGCCAGGCGCCGUCAUACGAUGUGCAGAAGGCAGCUAUUCAGGCUCUACGCAAAAUGUCCAUCACAGACGAGGCUCGGAGCGCGCUUGUCCAAGUCUUCCAAGAUGGAAACUCUCCAGUCCAAAAGAGGCUGGCAGCCUACCUCAUCCUGAUGAAGAACCCUUCACAGUCCGACCUUCGCAGGGUCGUUCGCUCCCUCAAUAAGGAUGACAACGAGCAAGUGAAGAACUUUGUUGCCUCUCACCUUGUGAACAUUCAGAACUCCCAAGCACCGGAAAUGCAGGAGCUGAAAGGCAAACUAGACGAAGCCCUCAAGUCAAGCGGUGUCCCCGCAAUCGUCAACGACUUCACCAAAGUGUCCAAGAAUUACCAAAUCUCCAAAACUGUGGACAUUCCCGGGUCAGGGGAGAAUUUAGGGGCUAAAGUGGAAGGAAGCAUCAUUUACGAUUUUACCGGCUACAUGCCCAGAGAAGUCAUGCUGGAGACGACCCUGAACGUGUUCGGACAGUCUGUGGAUAUGUUUGAGAUCGGGGUAGAAGGUAAAGGUUUUGAACCAACGCUUGAUGCCCUGUUCGGUAAGGAUGGAUUUUUCCCAGACUGCACCACCAAGGCCUUGUAUUGGAUGGAUGGAAAAGUUCCUGACAAGGUCACCGAAGUUUUGUACAAGUGGUUUGGUGUCUCCAGACAGGACCAGCAGAACCAGGAUCUGAAGAAGGCCUUCCUCUACAGCAUGGAAAAGCUGAUAAAGGAAGUGAGAUCUAGUGAUGCUCCAGAGGCUAAGGCUUACCUGGCCAUCCUCGGGAAAGAACUGGGUUACUUUAAGUUUGGCGACUUAAAGACUCUGGGAAAUGUUUUGCUGAAGAGCUUCCAAUCUACACAGAAUCUCCCUGCAAAGAUGGCACAGAUGUUCUCCAGCGGGGCUGACAGUGACCUCUUCAUCCACUACAUCUUCAUGGACAAUAAAUUCUCCCUUCCAACUGGAUCAGGUCUUCAGCUCCAAGUCUCUUUGUCUGGAAUAAUUGCUCCGGGUACAAAGGCUGGAAUGAAAUUUGGAAACAGGAACGCAAAGGCCGAAUUUUCCCUGAAACCUGCAGUUGCAGUAGAGUUUGUUACUCAAAUGGGAAUUCAGAUUCCUGAGUUUUCCAAGCACGCAGUUCAGAUGAACACCAACAUCUACCACGAAUGCGGGGUCCAGGCACGGAUCUCUCUGAAAGACGGACAGUUCAAGUUCUCAAUGCCUGCACCCACUACACCAACAAAACUCUUCAGCAUCAACCACAAAGUCAAUUUGGUCUUUGCAUCCAAGACUGAGGUCAUGCCUUCCAUCGUUGAGAACAGAGAGGAGCAGAUGACUUGCAGGCCUCUUUUCACCGGGGCUAACUACUGCAUAAACAUUGGAUAUUCUAAUGCCAGCUCUAUAGACAGUGCUCCAUACUUCCCCCUCACUGGAGAGGCCAGGUAUGAACUGGAGAUUCAGCCAACGGGAGAAGUGAAAGAAUAUUCCCUGACUGCCAGUUACAGCAACAACAGGGAAGGAGAUGACGUGACCAACACUGUUCAAAUCGCCCUCCAAGCAGAUGACUUGAAGGUAGCAGAGACAAGGCUGACCGCCACUCAGAACAUCGACCGGGUUACUCUGGCUAGUAGCUUCGAAAUCCCAAAAGCCAACAUCAACCUUGGUGGCAGUGUGAGACUCACUGAUGAAUACAAUAAUGACAAGAGAACCUUCACUCUGGUUGCUGAAGUCAACAACCAACAGGUCUCAGAAGUCACCUUCACUGGAAAGGUCAGCUAUGAUGGUCGUACUCAAGGUUCCCUUAGUGGAGAGCUUUUGAUUCCAAAGCUAAAUAUGGAGGCCAAAGCAGAUGCUAUCCUCAAGAAAGUACUGAGCGAUUUCAACCUCCAGCUCAAGUCUUCUGCCACUAUCUGUGCCCUGUCUGGUUCACAAAACCUUGCAUUCACCUAUGACAAUGAAAAGGUUGAGUUAGACUGGAGCACCACCUCCAACAGCAACGUGAAGAAGAUCAUCUCCAACCUGCCAGACAUCAGAUUCUCAGACCUUGCCAGCUAUCCCGAAUCUCUAAAGACCUAUGCCAACAAAGUCCUAGAUCAUAAGGUGGCUCAGACCGACAUGACCGUCCGUCAUAUUGCUUCGCAGUCCAUAGUGGCAACCAACAACUGGUUGCAGGCGGCUUCAAGAAGCAGUCCCUAUGCUCAAACUCUCAGCAACAAGUUGUAUGCCUUAAGAGAUCUGGACUGGCAGGAACUGGGUGUCCCAGCUUUCCCUGAUGACCUGUUCUUAAAUAGUGAUGGAAAGAUCACAUACAAAUUUAACAAGGAAAGCACUACCAUCAAUAUCCCACUACCCUUCGCAGGAAAGUCAUCUCACCAGCUGGUUGCGAAAUCAGUGAGGGUUCCAUCACUUGAAAUGCAGUCAGUGGGCUUAUACAUGCCAGCGCGUGAGUUCAGAGUUCCGGCCUUCUCCAUUCCUGAGUAUUACCAGCUAAAGGUCCCACUGCUCGGAGUAUUGGAUCUAUCGUCUAACAUCAUCAGCAACUACUACAACUGGUCCGCAUCGUACAGUGGUGGGAACACUACUAGCGAUAUCCAGAGCUUUGCAUUAAGCUACCAAAUGAAAGCAGACUCCAUCGUGGACAUUUGCUCAUACAGCAUUGAUGGUUCUGCCAAGGCAUCCUAUGACCCAAGAGACAUUGUGACCUUGUCCUAUGAAGCAUCAUUACGCCACACUCUUCUUGAUGCAGGCAUAAGGCUCAGUGAAAUAUUUAACCCAAGGAGUAGCCAGUUGUUUAAAGGAUCCUAUUCUUACCAGGCCAGAAGUGUAUUGGGAUUGGAAGCUUCUGCAGUUUCCUCAUCUAGAUCAACACUCAACAACCAGAUGCUAGUGACACAGUCUGAUAUCAACACUAGACUGAGUGUAGCUUCCCUUUUUGCAAACAGUGAAUUAAUGUUUGUGUCCACCUUCAACACAGAAAGCUUCCAGACAAAAAUAGAAUCCAACUAUAAGUUUGAUUCAUCUUUCUUGAAGGCAACAAACAAAUUGUCAGGAAUGUUCCUGUCCGAAGUAGUAACUUUGAGUUCAACCACGGAUUUGCAAGAUGGAGCUCUUGUUAACACCAUGACUGUUGAUUACAGAAACAAGCAGUUGACCCUGAAGUCAAAUACAAAUGGAAACUACUUCAACCUAGUUGGGCUGAACAAAUUUGAACUCACAUUGUCGAAACAGAUGGCUGCCAUCCGAUCAGAAUAUCAGGCUGACUAUAAGCGCAACCGAUUCUAUACCCUUAUGUCUGGCUCUCUUAACUCUCUUGGUCUUGAAAUAAAUGCUGAUGUCACUCUUAAUAACCAGGCAAGUAGAGGUGUUCACAAGGCGACUUUGAGACUCAACCAAGAUGGCCUUUCCACUAGUGCUACCACCAGUGUCAACUUUAGUCCAUUAUUGUUGGAGAGCGAGUUGAAUGCCGGCAUUGGAUCAGCAGGAGCAGUGAUGAAGGUCAUGGCAAGUGGAAGAUAUCGACAACACAGUGCCAAGGUUACUGUUGAUGGAAAAGGGGCCUUGAAUGAACUGUCUCUUGGUAGUGUGUAUCAAGCUACACUUCUUGGAGUGGACAGCAAACAUCUGUUGAACUUUAGGUUAAGCAAAGAAGGUCUGAAGUUUUCUACCAAUUUAAUGGGCUCCUAUGAUGAACUAAAACUGGAGAGCAGCAGUGACCUAAGUAUUGCAGGAUAUGUUCUGCAGUUUACCUCCAAAUUUGAAAACUUGCUAAGCUCUGACAAAUUCCACAAGCACAAAUUGGACUUCCAAAUGCAACCCUAUACCAUGACAGCUCUGCUGAAUAAUGAACUGCAAUAUGGCGCUCUAGAGAUUACCAACAAAGGACAGGUGCAGCUGGAAGCCUUCAAGGUGAAUGUCAAUGGCAAUGUAAGAGGUGCUUACAACAAAGAUGAAAUAAGGCACUCAUAUGGCUUUUCAGCUGGUAAUAUGGCAGCCAGUGUUACCACAGACACUAUUGCAAAUAUUCAAGGAACUGCCCAUACUCAUAGAUUUGCACUGGAUGUUGCCGGCCUCUCUGUCUCACUUACCAGCAGCACAAAUUGUGAUUCAAAAGUUAUGCGGUUUACUAACAGGAUUCGCUCUGUUAUGCAGCCAUUCACCAUUACCGUUGACUCUCAAACUAAUGGAGAUGGAAGACUGAUGAUUUUUGGGCAACAGACAGGACAGCUUUACAGCAAAUUCAUAUUAAAAGCAGAACCCCUUUCCUUUAAUUUAGUUCAUGAUUACAGGGGAUCAACAACACAUAUGCUAGGAACAGGCAACACCCAUGAAACUCUCCUAGACUACAGUAUAAACCUGUUGUUCACACCUUCUGAACAGUUGAGCUCAUGGAAACUUAAGAGUCGUCUGGACCAGAAUACGUACAACCAAGAUAUCAGUGCAUUCAAUAAUGCUGACAGUAUUGGAGUUCAACUUAGUGGGCAAACUCUAGCAGACCUCUCUGUACUGGAUAAAGAAGUUCAUCUGCCCUUUGUCAAGUUUAAUCCAAUCGACUCUCUAAACUUAAGAGACAGCAUCAGUACACCUCAAGAAUUUAGCAUUUCUGGCCAUAUAACAUAUGACAAGAAUAAAGACAUGCAUAUCAUCCACUUGCCGUUCAUUGAGAACAUGUCUUUAUAUUUUGAGAGAGUAAGAGGUGCACUACUGACCACUCUACAAGCCCUGCAGAAUUCACUGAAAGACAUUGACAUUGACCAAUAUGUCCAGAGAUAUAGAAGGGCAUUGGAUACAGCUGGCCAAAGGAUGAGUGAAUAUGUUAACGGUUUAGAUAUAGAAAGCAAAGCUAGUCUUGCAAAAGAAAAGAUUAUAUCAUUGGCCAAGGGCUUUAAGAUCACAGCUGAGGAACUUCAAUCUGCAGUUGAAGAUUACUUACGUCGAGUACAAUUCCGUUUACAGAAAUCUUUGACUGAACUGGAAAGAUAUAUCAAAGAAAAUUAUGACCUUGAGAAGCUCAAAAAAUCCAUUGAGUUGCUGAUUCAAAGAUGUGUAGAGAAACUGAAAGCCUUUGACAAUGAAUACAAAAUACGGGAAAAGACCAUUGAGAUGAUUGAGAAAUUUGUAGUUCAGUUUAAUGACUUGGACCAAAGCUUAGCUGCUUGGAUUCAAAAUCUUGAUAAACAAUACCAAAUCAAAGCUAGCAUCCAGAGAUUUCUAUACCAAAUCCAGUAUUACAUACAGGAAAUUGAUGUUGAUAAGAUGGCUCAAAAGAUGAAGCAUCUCCUGCAGUCCAUUGACAUUUCUGAGUAUGUUGAGCAGAUCAAAACCUCUGUGCUGAUUGAAAAUAUGAGAUUUGUUAUAGAGCAAAUUAAAAACAUUAUUGUCACUCAAUUAGAGGAAUUUCAAAUCAGUGAAAAAAUCAAUGCAGUCGUUGACAAAUUUCAAGACUUUGUGGCCAAGUAUGACAUUGACAAAAAGUUGGAAGUGCUCAUAGAAAAGUUUAUUGAGUUCCUUAACCAACAAAGAGUUAAAGAAACCAUCAAGAAGGCAACAGACAUGCUAAAUAACAUUGAUGUCAGACAACACUGUAAGAAGGUGAUUGCAUUUAUCGAUGAAGCAGUCAAGCAAGUCAAAGACUACGACUUUAAGAAGCUGAUUGAUGACAUCAACUAUUACUUAGACAUCUUAGUUCAGAAGAUGAGGUCCUUUAAUUACGACAAGUUUGUGGAUGACUUCAAUAAUAAGAUCAAAGAACUGACAGAGGCAAUAAACAAUAAAUUGAGGGCUCUGGAGCUGCCACAAAAAGCUGAAGCUUUAAGACAAUAUUUGAAUGAUGUGAGGGCAAUGGUCACAGAAUAUCUUCAACAAGUAAGAGAGACCAGGUUUGCUGCUGUUGCUAAGUGGUACGAAGACAUCAUGACCUCAACAGUAUUAAAUGAAUGGAAGACCAGAGUAAUUGAACACCUUGAGGACACCAGAGACAGAAUAUAUGCUAUGAACAUAAAAGAAGAAUGCCAGCGAUAUCUACAACAGGUGAGCCAGGCUUACCGACGUUUAGUUUUUUUCAUAACAGAGCAGUGGAACACCGUGGCUGCCAAGAUUAAUGACUUUGCUCAAGAGAAUGGUAUCCAGGAUUGGGCUGAUAGGUUGAAAGUUUUUGUAGAAGAGGGGUUUGUUGUUCCAGAAGUCAACUUAGGAUUCAUCAGGUUUCCUGCCUUUGAAGUUAGCCUGCGGGCACUAAGAGAAGCAACAUUCAGGACACCAUACUUCAUUGUACCAUUCACAGAUUUACAGAUCCAGUCUGUGGAAAUCAAUUUCAGAAAUCUAAGAGGCAUUGAAAUUCCAACAAGAUUUGUUACACCUGAGUUUACAAUUUUCAACAGCUAUAAAGUACGAUCCUACGUAAUUGAUCUAAAUGAAAUAAGGCUCAAGGUUGUAAGAAUAAUUGAUCAAAUUAUUUCAAGUGACUAUACCUUGCCAUCCCCAGACAUUCUAUUUAGAGAUAUAACGAUGAGUGACAUGGGACUACCUGAAUUUUCCAUUUCUAAAAUUUACAUCCCCGACAUGCAGCUACCUGAGUAUAAAAUCCCUAAACUAAACUUGGAAAAUUUCCAGUUCCCUGAUAUAAAGAUUCCUGAAUACCAGCUUCCAAAGAUUCCUCACUCUGUUUCUGUUCCAACAUUUGGCAAGCUGUCAGGUUCAUUCAAAGUAGCUUCUCCUUUUUUCACUAUGUCUACUUUAGCUGAGGUCAAAAAUUCCACAGUCUCUGAGAAUUCACCAGAAAUGGUCGCUUCUCUAACUACCGAGGCAACCUCAAUGAUUGACGCUUUGGCUUUCACCUUUGGAGCUGAUGCACGCAUUUCAGCUCCUUUGAUGGAACAGCUGGUUCUGAAAGAAACUGUGUCACUAUCCAACAGACAUGUAAAACUUGAUCAUUUAAGUGAAGUUAUCUUUGCAGCAAGUCAAAUUCAGACACAGAUCCAAACAAAGGCUCACUUGAGGACUGAGAAGAAUACAGCUGAGCUUCAAAACUCUGUUAUAGUCAGAUUGCAGAAGAAAAUUACAGCAGAUGUGUCAACAAAAUACUCUCAUAGAUUGAAUAUUCCACAGUUUGACUUUUCAAGUCAGCUUGACCUGCAAAAUGAUGUCGACACAACAGUGGACAUUGGACGCAUUUCCUUAAUAUCAUCUGGUAAAGGAAACUGGAGAUGGGCCUGCCCUCUGUUCACUGAUGAAGGUAACCACCAGGCUGAUGUCAAGUUCAAUCUGAAAGGUGGCAACAUUGAACUUUUGGGCACUAACAAAAUAAAUGACAAAUAUCUGAAACUGGAUCAAAGCCUCAAGUAUGAUUCCAUGCUCCUGAACUACGUAAAUAUUGAUGUCAUGUCUAAGGCUGAUGCUCCUAAUGUUGGAAACAGCAUUGCUACACUGAAAGGAAAGGCUCAGAUUAGUGAGAUGAAGGUAGAACUAGAAGCAACUCACAAUGCAGAACUAUCGGGCCGGGCAACUGGAAUAAUAAGCAACAAGUUUGCCUUCUUGACUAGAGCCUUUGAAAUAAAACUGUCCACUGCAAACAAUGGAAAUCUAAAAGUAAGCUUCCCUCUAAAACUGACAGGUAGGAUUGAUUUCCUAAACAACUAUGACUUUACCCUCAGCCCAACCAUUCAACAAUUGUCAUGGCAAGCAAAUGGAAGAUUCAACCAGUACAAAGUGGCUCAUACAGUUUUGCUGGGUAAUAAUGAAGAGAAUAUUGAGGCUGCAUUCACAAUGAACGGAGAAGCUAACCUUGAUUUCUUGACAAUCCCAGUCUCUAUCCCUGGAAUUCAAGUCCCAUACACAUCAUUGAAGACACCUGAGGUUCUCGAAUAUUCUGUGUGGGAAAAAAGUGGCCUGAAGAAUUUGCUGACAACCACUCGUCAGAAUUUUGAUCUGAAUGUAAAACUUCAGUAUCAGAAAAGUAAAGAUACAUAUGUGAUACCAUUGCCGCUAGAUAAAGUUUUUGAUACAAUCAAUACAAAUAUGAAGACCCUUAACAAAAACUUUGAGUAUGGAAGAGAUAAAGCAUUGAACCUCCUGGUAGACUCCUACAAUCAAGCCAAAGUGAAGUUUGAGAAGCACAAAUUGGACAAUCAAGUUAAUAAAGCACCAAGAACAUUUAGAAUCCCUGGUUAUACCAUACCGCUGGUGAACAUUGAAAUUUCUCCCUUCUCAGCUGAACUCCCUGCCUUUGGUUACGUUGCUCCGAAAGAAAUAAGCACACCAAGCUUUGUUGUGCCAAUGGUUGGGUUCUCUAUCCCAUCUUACAAGUUAGUGAUACCUUCCUUGGAAAUGCCUGUAUUGCAUGUGCCCAACUCUUUACGUAGACUUUCUCUUCCUAAGGUUAAACUUCCAAGUGGACAGAAUGGUAUAGUAAUUCAAGCACUGGGAAAUAUCACUUAUGAGUUCUUCUUUAAGUCAAAUGUUAUUUCACUUACCACCAGUGCUGGAAUAUACAAUCAGGCUGAUGUCUCCGCAAGAGUAAGUGUAGCCUCCACAUCAGUUAUCGAAGCUCUUCAGUUCAACAUAGAUGCAACAACAGGGCUUACAAGGAAGAGAGGUCUAAAAUUAGCCACAGCAUUAGCAUUGAAAUCUGUAUUUGCUGAAGGAAAACAUGAAAGCUCUAUAUCAUUUGGAAAACGAAACGUGGAAGCAUCUGUGAUAACAAAUGCAAAAUUGGAUACCCCACUGUUAAAGAGUACAUUAAGACAAGAACUGACAGGUAACACAAAGACAAAGUCUACUGUGUCAUCCAAGAUCACACUCACUUAUGAUUAUAAUGAUGUAUUGUUUGGAAACACAGCAAAGGGUAAAGUUGAUCAUACAUUAAAUCUUGAAGGACUUACCACUUACUUUUCAAUUGAGUCAAGAAUAAUUGGAGAUAUAACCGGAACCAUUCUAACUCACCAAACGUUUUAUGGGACAUUGACCAAUGAUGCAAACACCUACAUGAAUGCAAACAACCUUAGAUCUACCAUGAGGCUCAUAGGCAGCUCCAGAGCUGAUGGCAUAGGAAACAUGGACUUUACAGAAAAUCUUGCUGUUGAAGCCUCAACCACAAGAAUCUAUGCAAUUUGGGAACAUAAAGAAGAAAAUUAUUUAAGAAUCACUCCACUCUUUACAUCAAAGGGGCAGCAGAGUAGCAAAGCCACGUUAGAACUGGCCCUUUGGAGUCUACUAGCAGACCUUCAAAUAAAGAUCAGCCAACCCAAUUCAUUUAUUGAAGCAGCAUCAUUAAACCAAGGCAUUACAUUAAAUGUUAACACUGAUAAGCAAGAAUUUACUGUAAACGGACAAGGUACUCUGGAGUCUCUCAUUCUGGCUCACAACGUAAAGCUAUCCAAUGAUCAGACAGAUGCAAGACUUGAAGCUGGAGGAUCAUUACAAGGCCAUGUGGCUUUUCUAAAGUCAAUUAUACUACCAGUGUAUGACAGAAGCCUGUGGGAUGUCUUGAAACUUGAUGUUACAACUAAUGUUGACAGAAAACAAUACCUGAAUGCAUCAACAGUUCUGAUUUACACAAAAAGUAACAAUGGAUUCUUCUACCCUAUUCCAUCUGAAAGAAUUGGAGAUGGUUCCACCAUAACCUUCCCUGGACUGACACUGCCCAAAGACAUUUACCCAUUUUCUUCAUAUUUCCCACAAAUUCAGUUCCCUGCAGCUGACAUCAACAUAUUGUACACAUCAGCAGAAGGCUCCAAUAUUCCCCUUGUUGAACUCUCUGCACCACAAUAUCAAAUAACGCUAUCAAAAUACACUCUUCCUAAAAAGUUCUACAACUUGGACUUCAACAGUCUCUUCAACAAGUUAGCAGACAUUGACCUACCAACUAUUGAGAUCCCAGAACAGAACAUUGUGAUCCCACCAAUUAACUUGAGAAUGCCUGCAGGAAUUUACUUCCCAGCCUUUGGUUCCAUAUCUGGCUCCAUUCAGUUUGCUUCCCCUGUUUACAAUCUCACAUGGACAAACAAGCUGGAAAACAAACCAGAUUCUUUAGUUAGCACCAUUGACGCCACCAGCAGUUCAACACUACAGUUUCUGGAGUUUGAUCUUGAUGUUUCAUUAGCAGGUUCACUAAAUGGUAGAAGCCUGAAUCUUAUUGAACAAGGAAGUCUGGCACACGUGGAUUUAAGUGCAACCUGGAAGGAUGAAGUUUCAUUUAAUGGUCUAAGGUUGCCAUAUCACAACAUCCAAGUGGACAUUACCAGCCCUACAUUCUCAAAUGCCCAGAUACGUUGCCAGCAUGAUGAAAAUGGUAUCUCCUCAUCUGUCUCAACUCCAUCCACUGGUACUUUGGGUCUUCUCCUUGAUAAAGAUUCCAGGACGAUCAGACUAAAAGUGUACAGUCGCCCUGCAGCUUCACCUGAAAAAGAAGUACUUUUACUGAAAAAUGAGAUAUCACUAAAAAACUCAGACAAGAUUCAAAACAAACUGAACUGGCGUGAGGAGGCUGUUCAGGAUUUACUUAACGGCUUCAAGGAAAGAUUGCCCAAGAUGUCCGAUGCCAUCUACAACAGUGUCAACAAAUACCACAAGGAACACUUAGGCAUGGACAUGAAAGAUGCAGGCCUACAGAUGAAAGAACGUCUACAGACAGAAGUGUCUUCAGCUUACAAACGUGCAUCUUAUCAUGUUGAUUACCUAGAAUAUCGUCUUAAAUCAGCUGCAAGGGGUGCCAGUGGAAAUUAUGCAAAUGUUGUCUCCAAAGCUCAACAAUGGUACCAAGACCCAUCAGAUAUGUCUUUCCUUCUAAAUGAUGGGGGACAGUUGUAUGAACAAUCUGUAACUGCAAUCAGAAAUUAUCAAAGUACAAUGAAAGAGGUAAUUGAUGCAGCUAUUACAUUUUUAAAGAGUACAAAAUUUCAGCUACCAGGCCAGAACAAGAAAUAUACCGGUGAAGAACAAUUUGCCAUGGGUAUGAAGUGGGCAGUACAAACUAUGGAACAAUGUAUUCUGAAGAUCCAAAAAAUUCUUGACAGCAUCAUCCAGUUAAUUAGUGAUGUCAGUUUUAAUAUCCCUGGAACAAACUUUAAAAUUGAAACCAGACAAGUCAUCCUUGCGGUUAAAGACUUUGUGAAAGAGCUACAAGAGAUUGCAAAGAAGAUAUUUAAUGAUCUCCAGUCCUUAAACAUUGAAAGAAACUUACAGCAACUUAAAGGAUUGGUUCAGGAGAUUUCACAAAAAUCAGAAAAACUUAUUGAAGCCUUGAAAUCCAAAAAUUAUCAAGACAUACAACGUCAAACCCAACAAAUGUAUAAUGAUGCCAUGAAUUCACAGUAUGUGCAAUACCUUAACAAUCUUGUCAAAGAAAUCAAAAAGAGCAUGGACCAGCUGCUUAAAGUUUACCAGAAGAUCUAUGAAGAGCUUAUAGAUAAAUUAAAACAGUUACUUGUUUAUGCCAAGGCCUUGAGAGAAGAAUACCUAGACCCAAAUAUCGUGGGAUGGUCUGUGAAAUAUUACGAAAUUGAAGAGAAAAUUCUUCAGCUCUUUAAAGUCAUCAUUGAUUCAUUGAAAGAACUGCCUUCACAAUAUGGCAUCAAUAUCUCAGAGAUUACUAACCAAAUCAAAGAACUGUUGAGAGAAUAUUAUGAGCAAACUGUGGUUCUACUGACCAAUGCCGAAGACAAGGGACGUAAGCAGGUGAGAGAACUUUCCAUGAAAUUCGAAGAAAAAGUCAGUGAUUGGUCAAGAAGUGCCAAACAAGCUGCAAUUGAACAUUCUCAAAAUCUAAAUGUAAAACUCAAUGAAGCUUAUGCUCAACUCCAGAGCUCCUAUGAGAAGUUUCUAGCUGAUGCAAACAGUUUAAUUGAUCUGGUCAUCCAAAAAUAUAAUGCCUUCAUAGAAUUCCUCACUCAAAUGUUACAAAAUGUACAGAAUUCUGCUAGUGAACAGGUAAAAACAUACAUGUCAACACGUAAAGGUGAGCUUAAAGUAGAAAUCCCACAUCCCUUUGAUUGGAAAUCUUUCGAUGAAAUUCCCCAAGUACGAAAGGAUAUCAUAGCUAAGCGGAUAGAAAUUGCACGUUCCAUGAUUCUUGAAGGUAUAGAAAAAGGCUCUAAACAAUGGGAAGAAGUACAGCAACUCAUUGAGAAACAAGUUGAAGAUGGAAAACUAACUGCACAGCAAAUUAUUGAAAACAUCAAAAACUGGAGAAAAAAUUGAACGGACAUUAUGUACUGUAGCACCCAAAAUAUAGGAUUUUACUCAGGUGAAAAGUAACAACAAUCAGUGUUCAUUAUGUUUUAAAGCUAUUGUUGUUUCUAGUAAAUGAAGAAACAUGAAAUUGUCCUUAUUUCUAUAAAGUUAAGUUUAAUAAAGAUUGUUUGUUAUAAGCUGGCAUUAUUUUACGCAAUUUAUCUUCAUUGCUAAAUACAACAUUAAAUUAAAUCAUCAUAUUUGA
Molecule: messenger RNA, 14024 nt
Organism: Bufo gargarizans (Asiatic toad)
Lineage: Eukaryota; Metazoa; Chordata; Amphibia; Anura; Bufonidae
Gene: APOB
Product: apolipoprotein B
Exons: 29
Coding region: 80-13786 (4568 amino acids)
Biological process (GO): cholesterol transport; triglyceride mobilization; lipoprotein transport
Cellular component (GO): mature chylomicron; very-low-density lipoprotein particle; low-density lipoprotein particle
Molecular function (GO): low-density lipoprotein particle receptor binding; cholesterol transfer activity
Source: RefSeq, a predicted model, not a curated record